AUUGCAAGGUGCCGCAGGCCUGGUGACUUGGGGAGGUGUUGUCGUUUUACCCGCCAUGCCUGUUCAGGCCUCCUUCCACCCCCGCAGUGUGGCAUGUCUCGACAGCCCAGAACCCUCCCUCCUGUCCUCUCGCGCUAGGGUGCGUUCCCAUCUCUCUGUGUUGCUGCCCAACGUCCCCUCGCCAGGUGACCCUAUACCAGAGCCGGCUGACCAGACCUGUUAAACUAUGGUCUGUCCGUUUUUCCCUUUUCCCUCUUCCUCGCAUUUCUGCCCCUUUCUGAAGGGCUGCUCCCUCCCACCCUCCCCACCCGUAUAGCUGCGCCGUCCAGCCAUCUCACAGGUAUGCUGCCCCCACGUUGUCGUUGCAAGGUGUCGCAGGCCUGGUGACUGGGGGAGGUGUUGUCAUUUCACCCGGCAUGCCUGUUCAUCCCUCCUUCCACCCCAGAAGUGUGGCGUGUCUCGACAGCCCUGCUCCCUCCCUCCCUCCUUCCCUCCUUUUGCCAGCGUUGUCAUCAAUCUGGUUUGAUGCCCAAGGUUCCCCCCACGCCAGGUGGCCCUACACCGGUGCCCAGUGACCAGUCUUGUUAUACCCUAGGUUCGCGUUGAUCUUCCUCCCCCCCCUUCCUCGAAGUUCAUCCGGUUCCCAAAGGCCUGCUCUCUUGCUACCUCGCCAAUCCACCCAGUCCCGCUUCCGCAGGCACGCUCUCUCGCCCCUUCCCCAUCCGCCACGCGGCACAAGGGCCUUCUUGCCUUUUCACUAUUGCGCUGCCCUGGGUUCAUCAACAGGUCUUUCUAGCCUGUUGCCGGGCCGGGGUGUUCUCAUCACAACUGCCUCUCGUUCAUCCCUCCUUCCACCCCUGCAGAGCUGCGUGUGUCGACAGCCCAGCCCCCUCCCUUCCUCCCUCGGUCGUCUUGAUGGCAAUGCAAUACCAAGGUUCCCCUCCGCAGGUGGCCCUAUACCAGUGCCGACUGACCAAUCUUUGUGUACACUGGCCUUUCCGCUGUUACCCUUUCCAUCCCUCCUUGCAGUUCUGCCCAUUUUCGAAGGCCUGCCCCAACGCUCCCUCGCGGGUGGGCCCGGCCAGCAGAGGCCGUCUUGCCUUAUGACGGUUAUGUUGCCCACGGUGUCGUCCCUGGGAGUCGCAGGUUCAGUGCCUGGAUGUGGUGCUCCCAUAACACCCGCAUCCUGUUCAUCCCUCCUUCCACCUCUGCAGUGCUGCCCGUGACCCCAGGCCAGCACCCUCCCUCCCUACCUCUCUCGUUUGGGGGUGUUGCCAUCCCUCCGUUUUGCUGCCCCAGGUCCCCUUGCCAGGUGGACAUAAACCGGUGCGGGCUGUGUGGUGUCAAGCCCUGGGCCGUCUGUUGAUCCCUCCUCCCCUCCUCCUCGUAGUACUGCCCGUUCACAGGGGAGGGGUGCCCCCUCUCACGGCAUCCCUCCCCGUCCGUAUAACUGCACUGGCAAGCCGUCUCCCCGUGAUGCUGCCUCCAGCAUCAUUUGCAUGCUAUUAGCGAGCGAUGAGGUGCUGUCGUUAGACCCGCCAUCCCCGUUCAUCACUCCUUCCACCCCCGCUGUGGUGUGUGUAUAGAUAGCCCAGAAAACGCCCUCCAUCCCUCUCUCCUUUAGAUUGCGCUGCGAGCUCUUUGUCAUUUCGUCGGCAAAGGGUGCACUCACCGGGUGGCCCUAAAACGGUAUUGCCAGGGUGACCGGUAUUGUUAUGCCAUCGCCCUCCUGCUGAUCCCUCCCCCCCUCCUUCCUUAUAUGCCCGUCUCCGCCGUGCGAAUGCCUGAGUACCGGGCUGCUUGCCCCAGAGGGUGUGUGUCGGUGGUUUGCUGCCCCUUGUUCCCGACGCAGGUGGACAGGGCGCCGGCUCACAACAGUGAUAGUUGUGUUGCAUUUUUUCCCUAUAUUUCUGCCCCCCCUAUCAUCGGCUCAGGCUGCCAGCGGGGCGAGUGGGAUAGGCGAGUCCACUGACACUAGUUGCGGGGCCCCUAUGCCUGGCAUGGGUUGUGAUUGUUGUCCUGCACCCCCCCAGGGCUAUUAUAAGGAAUCGUUGGAGCGGAUGGUGCGGGAAGUGCCCCACGAUGGCGUAAAAUUCUUCCCUGGGCUCACCUCUCGGAAGGUGGGGGCCAAGGUUGUGCUCUUGGAGACGCAUGUGUUCUCGACGAUGGAGUACAAGUUGAAGAUGAAAACCCUAGGUUACUCAUCUCGUCUCAACAGCGUUUGGUCGCAUUUCCGGAACGAGACGUCCACACGGGCAAGGCAUGUGGUGCUUGUGUGGAUGCAAGUGAUCCCCGCUGACGCACCGGUGACGGCGCAUCGCAUUCUUCCCCGGCGCAAGAAGCACCUGUGGAACCUUUUUGCACCGAGUGAGCUCUCAUGCUUCUAGUACUUUCUUAUUUCCCCAGGUUGUGGAGCCGCAUGAUGCCCUUUCUCCUCCCACACACUCCCGACCCUCGCCCACGUAAGUACCGUCCGCAUUUCCCAUGGACCCGUGGCUGCUGCUGCUUAUACGCACAACCGCAAUGCUUGUUCAUGUGGAGCGCCCGUGGGACUGUGCCUGUGCCUGUGCCUGUGCCCAGCACGACGAUUGCCCUAGUGUACAUGCCCACUGCCCUGUGAUUGAGAUCCUCCUAAGCCAUUCAAUCAGUGAUGCAUAUGGUUUUUCUUGUCAUCACAUCCCGUGUUUCGCUCAUAUCCACUAUCCUCGUGUCCAGUCCCUUGUCGACCACCCUCGUAUCCCCGUACCAGCAUACUCCUCACCCUCAUCCCCCCCGCCCUCAAGCUGCAACCCCCUCUUUUCCCCUGCCCUCAUCUCCCAUGCCCUGAUUUUCCCUGUCCCCAUAUCCACAGCCCUCUUCUCCCCUUUCUCACACCCUCCGCCUCUUACACACCCUCACACACCCUCCGCCUCUUAUCCACUGAACUCAUGUCACACAUCCUCCGCCCCCGUGGCUGCACUCCUCCUUUGUGACUGUGUGGGGCGUGUUCGUCUCCCUUCCCUCCCAUGCUGUACGGGCCUUCGCAUUGUGUGGCCGCUCGAACUCUUCCUUAUUAUCCACCCGCGUCCAUGGUCCAAGCUGUCAUAUACAUGGCAGUGCGUCAUCGAGGGGAGCUGGUGAGCACAUGGUCCGGCAGGCCCAAUGACCCGCGACCGCUCGCGGGGCGGAUCUUUUUUCAAGCCGCGGUUGCCGCGUUUGGCGAUUGGGAGGUCGAGGGGAAGCUCGUUCUGCACCCAUGCCACAUGGCAUGGGUGUUGCUGUUGGUUGACUGGGGCAUGCGCUGGUUCAAGGAUGAUUGCAUGCACCUCUCCAAGUCGCCAAAGAAGAAUGCAGCAGCCCUGGCUGGUCUUGCAGAGCUUGUGAUUGCGACACUGGACUCAUUCCUUCGUAGCCAGAGGGUUGAGGAGAGGGGGUUUGAGCGGCGAUGGAGCGCCUUCAAAUGGGGUGAUUACGGCCUCUACAUCCACGAGAGCGCCUUCUCUGCGCUCAAGCCUGCCUCGGUGGCGGGAGCUGGUUCUGGGUCGGCCAGCAGCGGCGGCCGUGGCCCGGAGGCUUCCGUAGUGUCGCGUGGCCAUCGCGUGUGUUAGUAUUGCUGAAACAGAUGGGGUGGCGGUGUCUGUUUUGUCACCGUUUCUGCCUGGUGUGGCCUUCGGCGGUAGGAGGUUUUGAUUGUAGUUUGUGUGGUUUUUUGUUUGGAUAUUAAGUGUGCAAGGCGUUAAUUUAUUUUAUCAAUAU
Closterium sp. NIES-67 is the source of this 3735-nucleotide messenger RNA. Lineage: Eukaryota; Viridiplantae; Streptophyta; Zygnematophyceae; Desmidiales; Closteriaceae. The record is from the annotation of a GenBank genome assembly.